Molecule: messenger RNA, 1716 nt
Organism: Laetiporus sulphureus 93-53
Lineage: Eukaryota; Fungi; Basidiomycota; Agaricomycetes; Polyporales; Laetiporaceae
Exons: 6
Coding region: 1-1716 (571 amino acids)
Biological process (GO): meiotic chromosome segregation
Cellular component (GO): chromosome, centromeric region; nucleus
Source: RefSeq, a predicted model, not a curated record
AUGAGCAGGCGACAUCCGCGUGUAUCAAUUGACACCAGACAAAACGACACCCUCCUCGAGUUCGAGAACUUCAAGAAGAAAUUCCUACUUGCGAACAAGCAUAUUACCAAGCUCAAUUCAACACUCAGUGUUCGUAUCGAGGAACUCAAUGCCCAGAUAUCCACGCUAUACGUCGAGAACUUGCGGCUCCGCGCCUCUGAGAUCGCACUAUCCUCACAGUUGAAAAAGGAGCGAGAGAGGUCGAGGAAGAUCAUAGCGGAUGCGGAGGCAGCGACACACAGUCUCAUCAAGCAACUGGGACAUAUCCGCAAGACUUUCAACGUGCAACGCUCCCCGAGUCCUGAGGUAUCGCCUCCGCCACCACGCGCGAAACGACCCGUUCCAGGUCCCAACUUAUCGCCACUGCCGCCUCGCCUUGCCAGAGCGCCAACAUUCCCAGGUAUUUCCGAGGAGGAUGAAAUGAACAUCUCGCCCCCGGAGGCUGACGUAGAAGAAGGCGGCAAGAAUCUUACGCCGGUCCGACGUCGGAAGUCCAAGCCACGUUCGUCGGAUCCUCGCUUCUACAUUCCACCACGAACGGACUCUUUAUCAUCCAGUCUCGAUGCUCCUCGUCUCGAUUUUGACAACCAGCUCAACAAGGUUGGAAAGCGAAAACCGACAAGGAGGCAGAGUGGACUACUCACCAGCAUGUCGAUCACGACCGUUACACCAACCGGAUUCACCACGGAAGUCGUCCCCCCACGACCGCCAAGCCCCGCGUUCGGUUCACCAUUCAGGCUUUCAGCUGGUAUAGAAGAAGAAGCAGAGGAAGCGGCGAUAGGGAACGAGGAUGGGGAAGAAGUUGAAGUGAUUCUGAAAAGCAUCAGCAGAACUGAGAAAGAGCGAAGGAGGGAGCGUGAAAUCGAAGGAGAUUUAGACAGAGAAAUUGGCGCUGUUGAUGACCGGCCAAGAGAACGGGAGCGGAAGCGACCAAGAAGUUCGGAUGAAUCUGUCCCAGCGGGCGGCAAAUCCAAAGUGAAGGAUGGCGCAAACGCUCGAGGAAUUUAUAACGCACAGCCACCUUCGGAGUCUCGCAAUAAUCUUCAGCGGCGACUUACUUCCGAGUAUGACGUACCGACGAUCGGCAAUGCCGGUUUUACAAGUUCAUCUUCGACUUCUGCGCGAUCAUCGAUGCACAUAGCCACCGCUAGAUCAACUAUAACCAGCGUCACGCAAGGUGUCCCGUUGCCGACCCCGCGAUCGUCAAGCCCUGCUCCUGCGCCCGCUCCGACUGACGAAGAGCCGCCAGCUGGACGCGAAAGGAGGGUCCGAAAGAGCAUCAACUACGCUGAACCAAAGCUCAACACCAAAAUGCGUAAACCGGACCCUGCACCUACUGCGCUCAAGCGCGUGGCCUCUUCGUCCUCAAGUGACAGUAACAGCGCCGGUUCCCGCGCCUCGCCCGAAUACGUCUCCUCGCAACAGGUGUCAUCCAUGAUAGAUGUAGGCACCUCUGCGCAGCCGGUGGUGGGCGUCAAGCGCAAGAAGUCCCGCGCGUACGUCCUGCAGGAGGAUGGGGAGGAAAGUGAGGGUGCGCAAGCCGAUGCAGAAUUUGGCGGUCUGAGAGGAGGAAGCGGCUGGGUCAACCUGGAUGGGAGAAGACGCAGCGUUCACGGCAGCUCGAGCUUACGGCGCAUCGAGGGCGACGAUACCAGGCGACACAGCAUGGCUGUCUAG